Messenger RNA from Salarias fasciatus (jewelled blenny), 638 nucleotides. RefSeq names its product general transcription factor IIA, 2 (gene gtf2a2). Gene Ontology annotation, biological process: transcription initiation at RNA polymerase II promoter. The record is from RefSeq and is a predicted model, not a curated record. The coding region runs from base 80 to 415 and encodes 111 amino acids. Gene Ontology annotation, cellular component: transcription factor TFIIA complex. NCBI's taxonomy places the organism in Eukaryota, Metazoa, Chordata, Actinopteri, Blenniiformes, Blenniidae. The transcript has 4 exons.
UGAUUGGCUGUGGCGGGACGCGGGCGUUAGCUGGUUAGCCUGUUAGCUUGUUAGCCGUCGGUCCGCCAGCAGCGUCGCCAUGGCCUACCAGCUGUACCGGAACACCACGCUGGGGAACAGCCUGCAGGAGAGCCUGGACGAGCUCAUCCAGACGCAGCAGAUCACUCCCCAGCUCGCCCUCCAAGUCCUCCUCCAGUUCGAUAAAGCCAUCAACACGGCGCUCGCCAACCGCGUCCGGAACCGGGUCAACUUCAGGGGCUCCCUCAACACGUACCGCUUCUGCGACAACGUGUGGACGUUCGUGCUGAACGACGUGGAGUUCCGGGAGGUCACCGACCUCGUCAAGGUCGACAAGGUCAAGAUCGUGGCCUGCGACGGCAAGAGCGAGUCCACGCAGAGCAAGUCCGAUAAGUGAUGAAGGUGCAGACCCCCCUCCUGUGGACUGACCUGUACAUAUAAUUUAUUACUGCAGAAUCACCUGUGUGUGUGUGUGUGUGUGUGUGUGUGUGUGUGUGUGUGUGUGUGUGUGUGUGUGUGUGUGUGUGUGUGCGUGCGUGUGCAUUUUGUCAGUUUUCAGGUUUUUCUUGAGUUCGCUGUUUUUCAAUCAUCUAAUAAAACUUUAUUUAAAAAAAACAAAA